AUGGACACACCAUUGCAUGUGGCUUGUUCCAACGGAUAUUUAGAUAUAGUUCGUUACCUUCUUGGUCAAGGUGCUAACUGUUACAUAGAAAAUAAAAAGAAAGAAACAGCUACAAUUAUCGCUAAAUCUUCUUCAAGUCUUUACGAUGUCUUCUGCAAUCAUCUAGUUCUUGAUUAUACUGGAAAAGAAUCAGGUAAAAUCGAUUUACCAACAAUGACGAUUGCUAAUGAAUUAUCGUUGACGAAUUAUGAUAAAAGUUCGGCUAAGAACAAUUGUGUUUGGGAAUUUAAGCCACUACAUCAACAAUAUUGGCAAGUUUUCAUGGAAAAGGAAUCAAACGAAUUGAGUACAAAUUUACGAGACAAAUCAGAUAUGCACAUCGAUCUCGAUAUUCAAGGUCAAAUAUAUACCAUAUCGAUGAUGAAAUUUCUCAAAGAAGUCAAUAGUCAAAAUUUGAAUGAAAAUCAAGCAUGGAUUCGAUGUCGUGGAUCAAAUAUAUAUAAUUUCGAUGUUAUCUCUCUAUGGCAAAUGAUGCUCAUUAUGCAUCCUUCUAUAACCAAUAAAAUACAUCAAGAACCACAGUUGAAAACUAUCACUGUACCAUCAAUAUUCGAUCGAAAUCAAUUUGCUUAUCAUCUUAACUCAUGGUACAAUGCAGACGAAAUUAUAAGUAAAUCAAUCGAUGAAGCGAUCAAUCAACGUCUUCGAUAUCUCACGAUCAAUACUCGCCUUUUGGGAAGGAUUAUUUUCAAUUUAGAAUUGUUUUCUUUUACCAAUGAGAGUAAAACAAUUCAAGGAUAUCUUCGAUGGCUACCGAAAUUUGUUAAUUUUGAUAUGAAAGCCAAACGUAUGACGCCUGUCGACAAUUUUCAAGCGAUUGAUCUUCAAAAUAAUCCACCAAUUCCUUUAAGAAAUAAACUUUUACGUGAAUUUUCGGCCAUACAUGACCAGACUACCGAGUCAAGCAAAAUUUCUGAUGAAAAUAAUGACUCGUCUCAAAGCGAUGAUGUCAUGCCUGAUGUAACCGAUCAUUUUAACGACAAUGAGACAGAAGAGAAGAAAGAAGAUAUUGAAGAUGUUUCAUUGUCAUCCGUACAAACAGAAGUAGAUACCAAAUUCCAAUGUGAUAGUGAUGAGGAAUUAAUUAUAGUCGAAAUUGAACCAAAUAACUCAGCUAUGAUAGAAAAUAUUCAAAAUAAUAUUCGGGAAAAACGCAAUGAUUUAAAUCGAGAGAAUGCUAAAGUGAAACACUAUGAGCAAAUCGUACAAAAAGAACACAAUUUGUUAAUGGAGAUUGACAAGAAGAAAAAAGAGAUGGAACCACAACAGAAUUUAAUUAGUAAAUUAUGUGAAUCCUUAUUAAACCCAUCAGUAUCGGAAGAAUUCAUUUCGUUACAAAAAGAAUAUGAAAAACAAGAAAAAAUAUUAAAAUUACGUAUGGACGAAUUAAAUAAUAUCAAACAAGAUUAUGAUCAACUUCAACACGAUCUAACAAUCGAACAAAAUAAAGUUCGACAAUUUCAAAAUCUUCAACGAGAAGAAGAACAAGCAGUGAAAGAAUUGAUUCAAAUUAAGUAUAAUAUUCCAUCUACUGAACAUGUUCAAUUACAACCGACUAUCGUCGAAAAUUAUCUGCGAACAUUGAUUUACCCUGAGAAAAUUCAUGAAAAUACCGUUGUGGCUAUUUCGACUGCAACAGGAUCAGGCAAAUCAACGCUUCUACCUCCAUUACUUGUCGCUGCUGGCUAUGAAAAAAUCUUAAUUACACAACCACGUCGAUUACCCUGUAAUCUUUUGUCAAAGCGGGUUAACUCCAGUAUGGACAGUUCUAGUUUAAGUGGUUGGGCUGUGUCCGGUGCCCGUUCUAGUAAUUUCUUACGUGCACCUAUUCUCUACUUGACCGAUGGACUCCUUAAAGAACAUUUAUUGUAUCGUGAACGAUAUUUGAUUCAACAAGCGAAGAUUAGCAAACAUGGACUUGUUUUCUUUGUCGACGAAGUUCAUGAGCGUUCGAUAAACAUCGAUCUUUGCCUAACUUUAUUAGCUCGAUUUCUAGAAAAAAAUCCUUCAAUUCACUCAAAGUUGAAAAUUAUUAUUUCCUCGGCCACAGUCGAUCCGUCCAUAGCACGAAUCUUUCGUCCAUUCAAAUUACACGAAAUGAAAUUGGAAACAUCAACUCUGCAUCAGGUCGAUAGAAAACCUCCUUGUACGGAGAAUAUCAUCGAUUUAGUUUCUCGAUUAAAUCAACAACUUGAGUCUAAUGAACAAAUACUUUGUUUCGUUAAAUCAGCACAAGAAGUGACACAAUUGAUCAAAUUAUUGAAGCUAGUGAAAGGUUUGCCAGCUUUUCCAUUAGUUCAAUCGCAGCCAUCAAGUGAACAGCAAAAACUUAUUGAAACCAAGCAUAUUUUCUUUUCUACAACAGUUGCUGAAACAUCUCUAACUUUUCCUUCGCUCAAAUAUGUGAUCGAUACUGCUCUUAUUCAUAUGCCUGUCUAUGAUCCAUCAACAGAUACAACUGAACUUUGUGAAUUGAAUGCAGCUGAAUCAACAGUCAAACAACGUCAAGGACGACUUGGACGAACACGAUCUGGUGAAUAUUAUCCAUUAUAUACGUUCAAUCCUUCCGACAAGAAAUUUCCAGUUCCACAAAUAUGUCAAACAGAAUUAGUUCAAAUCGAAUUUUCUCUUCGAAGGUCUCCAUUGGGAUGUGGAUUCGAUCAUUUAAAAAGGUGGAUGCCUAAUCCACCUAGUGAACAAGCCAUUGAUGCCGCCAAUAAACGCUUGCAUCAACUCGAUAUCCUUGAUAAACAUAAAUAUUUUACGGCAAUCGGUGUAUCGAUUUCUAAAUUACCAGAUUUCGGAAACAUAGCAAUGAGCAAAGCAGUUCUAAUAGGUUUAGAGAAAUAUAACUGUGGUCGAGAUAUCAUUCGACUGGCUGCUAUUCUUGGUGUACUCAAUACAUCGUCCAUUCUACGUUCUAUUCCUGCUAGUUAUACAAAAGCUGAAGGUGAUUUUAUGACCUUACUCACUGUAAUGGAUGCUGUUCUUGCUCAGAAACUCAUUCAACCACCACAUCUCUUCGAUAUAGAUGAUGCUUGUAAACAAACUAAUCUCGGAGGAAUAACACAUAUCCUCAAACGUGCUGUUCUAAGAUAUGAAUCAUUUGAAAAAUUUUUUUUUUGCUCAUCAAAAGAAUACCGUGCAGCAGCUCAGUGUUCAUCCAACGGUGACUGGGAAUCCAUCGCUCGUGCUCUUCUCGAGGGCUACUCAGACAAUGUCUAUCUAUCACUGGCAGAAAUUCAAGGUAGAAAACAUUAUUACCUUCGCUAUACAGUUCCAAACACGACAGAAAAACAGAGAAAAGCUGUUCUUGAUUCGACAUCGAAACUUGCACGGCCUCUCAGUGCACAGCCUAUUUCUUUAGUACUUGCCCGUGAUAUUCGUGUUUCAACAGAUAUUCGAGCUCGAUCAAUCCUCUCGAUUCUCGGUGAGAUUCAACCAGAUUGGCUUGAUCGAGCUCUUGAACGUGACAUUCCAUUAACCAAUAAAGAAAUCCAAAAGUAUAAUGAAGAAAUCAAAUCUAGUCCAGAUUUUAUGACCAUAUCAAGUAAUAUUGUUUGUUCUUUAAGCGGCAGACAAUUAACUUUAUCGGGACAAGCCGGUUGUGUGCUAGCGACGGAAUUACAUAUACGAAAUAAACUUGUGGUAAAGUAUACAACGCAAAUUAUUUCGGAGGACGAGAUCGAUAAGUCAUUAAAACAGAACGUUGAAAAUCUAAUCGAUACAUUGCAUAUUUUUCUUCCAAUGGUAUGGCGUUGGAAAGCAGAAAAACAGGUGAAGAUAAGGUUUCUUCAGACAAAAAAAGAAGGCGAAAUUGUAAUCAAAGCUCGUGAUGAAGAUUAUGAAAAAGUACGAAAGGAGCUUGAUUCAUUUGUUGGAUGGCUUCGACCAUGUAAAGCUUUACAUUUGCAUCCAGGCCUAUCACCUCGCCGCUUUAUUGAUCCGCAAACGAAACAACCAUCGUCCGAUAUUGAAAGUCGUAUCAGACGUAUUACUGAUAUCACGCUAACUUCAGUUGAUCUCUGGCCACGAGUUCGAGGACCAGCAGCGACGAGAGAAACACGAAUGGAAGUGGUAGCAUGGACAGCAGUAUGCCAUUUUCACUGUAAACUAGAAGGUGGUUUUAUUCGUGAUUGGGUGGUUGCGAAUCAGUCAGCUCGACCUCCAUUAAGUACUCCACGCCAACAAUGGGUUCAAUUUCAAAAUAAUAUUCCGGCUAUAGACAAAGGUUUAAUUCCAUCGGAUCUCGAUUGUCAUUUACCGCUUGAUCAUCAUUUUGAUAUCGAUCGAUUUCUCGAUGAAAUGCACAAAUUUGAAAUAUCAACAGAAGUAUAUCGGCAGCAUUGGCGCUAUAUAUUACUCUUUGAUCGAGAUUAUCCGACGGGACCAUUCACGAUGGAUCUUAUCGAACCUCAUGUUGCACUCACACACAAUCGCAUUGAUUUCGAUGUCAACAAUCUAUAUGUCAUGCGUGAAUUCUGCGCAGAACUAGGUCAACGAGUCAAUCUUCAUGAUCCACCGUUUUCCAUUGAUCUUGAAGAAAUUGUUCAAAAGAUAAAAAGUAAACAAUUUCGUGUACUACGACCCAUUGAUAACAUAGUACAGACGCGUAUCGAUAAGAUGCUCGCACGUGGAUGGCAAAAGACCGAUGAAGAUUUGAAUUAUAUUCCACCACCACAAAACAAUUUCAAAUUUGUCCUAGAUCCACUACCACAAAACUAUCAACUUUACCAACAAGUUGAAAAUGCGAUGAAACAAAUUCCCAAUGUAAAAAUUCUGUCUAUUGAGCAAAUUCGCAAUCCAGUUGUCUACGAAACCUAUCAUGCGAUGAAAAAAUUGAUUACAGGUCAAUGUCCUGAUGGAAAUCCGAAUGAAUGUUAUUUAUUUCAUGGUACAUAUACGAAUAACGCUGAAAGCAUCAUGACGAUGGGUUUUGAUGAUCGCUACUUUAGCAAGAAUGGCUUAUAUGGUAAGUCAUAA
Molecule: messenger RNA, 5043 nt
Organism: Rotaria sp. Silwood1
Lineage: Eukaryota; Metazoa; Rotifera; Eurotatoria; Philodinida; Philodinidae
Source: the annotation of a GenBank genome assembly